This is a messenger RNA of Vicia villosa (hairy vetch), 961 nucleotides long. RefSeq lists its product as uncharacterized. Gene Ontology annotation, molecular function: cytoskeletal motor activity. Gene Ontology annotation, cellular component: myosin complex. The coding region runs from base 128 to 670 and encodes 180 amino acids. NCBI's taxonomy places the organism in Eukaryota, Viridiplantae, Streptophyta, Magnoliopsida, Fabales, Fabaceae. The record is from RefSeq and is a predicted model, not a curated record. The transcript has 4 exons.
AGCCAGCUGGAGGGGUCCACUGCUCCACCUGCACGCAAACCUCACCGAGUUGGCUCAUCUCAACUCACCUCAUAACUCGUAACCCUUCCCUUCCUUCCCCUGUCGAGUUUUCCAACGGUUGAGCACGAUGCAGACGUCAGACCAGAUCGACGGCGAACAAUCUUCUCCGGUUCAACCCGCCGAUCAAGAAAUACUCACCAAGAGAGACUACAUCAACUUCUCUUCUCACCCUUCUCUCACCAAGAUUUUGCACAAACAAGGGGACCAGGAAGUUCUAUUUGCAGAUAAAGUUUUGAAGUUUACUAGCUCAGGGAAGAUGAAAAGCCGCAUUCUUUUGAUUACUGAUUUUGCCAUUUACAUUGUUGACCCGGAGAUUGAUUCUCUUAAGCGGAGGAUAGCACUUGCAGCUGUUGAUAAGAUCUGUAUAAGUAAACUAAAUGAUAAUUUUUUGGCUGUUAUAAUUCCGACAGAGUAUGAUUUACUAGUUGCGAGUGCGAGGAAGAUUGAAAUUGUUACUGCUUUUAAUGAAGCUACUAGGAAAGCUUCUGAUUAUGAACUUGAGGUGGUUUCUUCCAAUAGGUUUGAGUAUAAUGCACAAUCUGACUUGGUUAAGGAGAUUGAAUUUGAGGAAGUUGAAGGGGGUGUCAAAACAAGAAUUUUGAGGAAGUGAAUUUCAUUUUGCAUUUUCGCCAUGAUAUCUGUAAACUUGGUAGGAGAUACGUACAUGACAUAUUUUUUAUUGAUUGUGUGGGAAAGGUUCUUCUGGGCAUAGCUUUCCCUUUCCCAAGGUUAAUAGUAUCAGAAGUUUCAAAAGAAAAGAAAUGUAUAUGGGAUGUAAGUUUUCAGCUUAAAACCAGCUUAAGCUGUGUGUAUGAUAGAAUUUAAUCAAGUUUUAGGAAUAAUAUGUAAGUUCUGUGAUUUUUACCUUCAUGUGUAGCCUGUUUGGGUUGUCGUUUUAGUA